Molecule: messenger RNA, 759 nt
Organism: Neoarius graeffei (lesser salmon catfish)
Lineage: Eukaryota; Metazoa; Chordata; Actinopteri; Siluriformes; Ariidae
Product: beta-galactoside-binding lectin-like
Exons: 4
Coding region: 85-489 (134 amino acids)
Molecular function (GO): carbohydrate binding; laminin binding; galactoside binding
Source: RefSeq, a predicted model, not a curated record
UUUAAAGAGCUCUAAACGCAGUGCGACUUUCUCCUGAACUCCCUCACUUUCAUCUUUCUGCAGGCAUCAUAAAGAAAAGCCACCAUGAGUGGUGUCGUCGUUAAGAACAUGUCCUUUAAACCAGGACAAACUCUGACCGUAACUGGAGUCCCAGAUCCCAAUUCCACCAACUUUGCUAUAAACAUUGGAACCAGUCCUGAUGAACUCGCUCUGCACAUGAACCCUCGCUUCGACGCUCAUGGAGAUAACCGUGUUGUGGUGUGUAACUCGUACCAGGGGGGCAGCUGGUGCCAGGAGUUCAGACCAGAUGGCUUUCCCUUUAAUCAGGGCGAGGAGUUUAAGAUAUGGAUCACCUUCACUCGUGAGGAGUUUAAGAUCGUUCUGCCAGACCAGUCAGCGUUCAGCUUCCCAAACCGCCCCGGUGCUGAAAAGUACAACUACAUGCACUUCGAAGGUGAGGUGCGAAUCAAUGGCAUUGAGAUCAAGUAGUGGAUUUCUUCGAUGAUGCUGGAACGCAUCUACACUCGCUUUCCUCCGCCGUCCACAUCCCUGUGGUUCUCUGCAACUCAACCCUUUAAAAGGAACCUCUGAGAACAAACCUGUUUAUUUCUCAAGAGGGACUGAUCACAGAAUGAAAUGAUCAUGCGCUUGUUUACAGCAAAAUCUUUUUCUUGUGUUAACAUCAUUCCAAAACAAGCCCAUGCGAUUUCAGUGAAACCCUUUUGUAGCUGAAACCAAAUUAAAAGUUCUUUGACAUCA